Messenger RNA from Cercopithifilaria johnstoni, 282 nucleotides. Lineage: Eukaryota; Metazoa; Nematoda; Chromadorea; Rhabditida; Onchocercidae. The record is from the annotation of a GenBank genome assembly.
AUGAUGAAGAAAUCAGAGGAUAAGCUUAAUGAAACUUUCGAUCGAUGUCUGGCAGAUACAGCGCUGAAGACUGUAAGUGCUGGGACCGUUGGUUUAAUAGCUGCAGCAAUAUUUAAAAGACAGUUUCCACUUUGGUUAGGUGUAGGCAUGGGUUUUGGUAUGGGUAUUGCCAACUGCCGUCAUGAUAUGAGAAAGUUCAUACAUUCUGAACAAGAUUCGGAGCAGAAAUCGAGUUUUAAAAUGAUCGAAGAACCUGGAAAUGCAGAAAUUCAGCCUCAGUAA